Messenger RNA from Ramularia collo-cygni, 1497 nucleotides. Its product is annotated as related to aromatic-L-amino-acid decarboxylase. The record is from RefSeq and is a predicted model, not a curated record. Gene Ontology annotation, biological process: amino acid metabolic process. Bases 1 to 1497 code for a protein of 498 amino acids. The transcript has 3 exons. Lineage: Eukaryota; Fungi; Ascomycota; Dothideomycetes; Mycosphaerellales; Mycosphaerellaceae. Gene Ontology annotation, molecular function: carboxy-lyase activity; pyridoxal phosphate binding.
AUGGAUUCAUCAACUUUUCGUAGCGCAGCGCAUCGUGCCGUGGAUUACAUCGCUGACUACUACGACCACGUCGCCGAGUUGCCGGUGAGAUCUGAUGUAUCACCCGGAUACCUGGUGGAUCGUCUACCACGUGCUGCCCCUGAAACAUCAGAAGAAUGGUCAUGUAUCGAAGCGGACAUUCACAACCUGAUCGAGCCGGGACUGUGUCAUUGGACCCAUCCUGGCUUCAUGGCAUACUUUCCUGCAUCGUCCACUUUUGAGGGUAUUCUAGGGGAAAUGUACAGUGCGGCGUUCAAUAACCCUGCCUUUGACUGGGUMUGCUCCCCGGCUAUCACUGAACUGGAACUCGCAAUGGUAGAUUGGGUUGCUGAGCUGCUACACCUUCCCGAGGCCUUCCGGAGCGGUCAAGACAAGAGUGGCGGCGGAGUCAUCAUGGGGAGCACCACCGAAUGUUUGAUCACAACAAUGUGCUCGGCAAGGGACAAGGUUCUCGCAGGAGCAACUUCGAAAGAGGAUCUCCGAUCUAAACUCGUGGUAAUCUCAGGCUCCGAAACACACAUGUCCACGAAAAAAGCUGCCAAUGUGGUUGGUGUCCGGCAUCAUAGCGUACAUUGCGAUCCUUCUGACGGCGUUGGCUUGACGGGUAGUCAGCUACAGGCCGCAGUGGAUGAAUGCUUAGCCAACGGCCUGAUUCCUUUCUACGUCACUGUAAACUUCGGGACAACCAACUCCUGCGCCGUGGAUGACUUUCGAACCAUCGCGCAAGUGAAGGAACGCCAUCCAGAGAUCUGGAUCCACGUAGACGCUGCGUAUGCUGGGGCAGCACUUGCUUGUGAAGAAUUCAGGUCGCUCGCGGACGGCAUGGAAGAAUUUGACAGCUUCAGCGUCAAUAUGGGAAAGUGGCUGCUCACAAACUUGGACUGCACCAUGUUGCUUGCAAGACAGCAGAGCAACAUCACCGAUAGCAUGAAGAACAGCUGCACGAUCGUGGAGAACGAUGUGUCUCGAGCCCGUAUCACGACCGACUUCAGAAACCUGCAGCYAUCUAUGGGACGACGGUUUCGCUCCCUGAAGAUCUGGUUCGUGCUCCGCUCUUGGGGACAAGAAGGUAUUCGACGCAACAUCCGACACCAUAUCGAGAUUGCAGCUGCUUUCACGGAUUGGAUACAAUUACGACCCGAUUUGUUUUCCUUUGCGACAAAGCCUCAGUUCGCUUUAAACGCCAUUCGAGUCUCGGACGAAGCUGCUGAUAGGCUUGGCAUCGACGUAGAUUCCGCGACGCUGAAGCUCUACCACGUUAUCAACGCAYGCAAGGACAUGUGGGUUUCGAAGACGGCGAUUAAUGGUUGCACCGCGAUCCGUACUCUUGCUGCGAAUCCCAAGUCUGAUGUGGAAUCCUUGCGAUUCGUCUUUGAUAGCCUGGUUGAAAGUCUUGAAUCGCUGUUGAAGACUCCAGAUAAGCUUGCCAGGAGCAACUUUAUACACUCUUCAAACUAG